AUGACUAAAAGAUAUACAACCAAGCAUAUUUACUAGCUAGCUGUCAGCUUUUUACCCUUAGCCAUCUCUCUAAUAGCAAAAAUUUAGUAUAAAAAAUACAUAGAAGAUACUUUAUCACUAGCAAAAUAUCCUUUUAGAAGCUUCGAAGAUAUCCUAACCAUAUCUGUUUUAUUAGCGGGAACAAAAUUCAUUGAGCAUUCCCUGCUAUCUUUUAGUGAAUACAUAUAGCGGUCUAAAGGAAAUUAACUAGUGAUAGAGUAUUAACAGAAGAUCAUACAAAAGAGUAUGAAAACAAACUUAGAUUUUAAUAAGCAAUAUUCUUUGAGUAGUAUAAGCUCCUUAAUAAACAACGAGUCCACAAAAUUAGUAGAGUACUUCUAUUAGUUGUGUAAUAUUUGCCUGAUCCCUCUCUAGCUAGCCUUUUCAAUGGAAAUGAUUAAAGAAAAAACUGGUGAUUUUUGGAUGAUAGUUUUAGCAUUAAUUAUUGUUCUCUCUUAUCUAACAUUCUACUUUAGCAAAAAGUAGUUAGCAGUAAGUGCAAUAUUAAAAAAGAUAUCAGAGGAACGUUAUAGGAUAAUUCAAAAUGUGAAUUACUCAAUCAAGUACAUUAAAGGGUCAAAUUCAGAAGAAUUUUAUUUAAAUAAGAUAAAUAAGAUAAGGGAAAAAGAAAUCGAAUAGAUAGAAUUGUAAAACUAUUAUGGUUAGUGGAAUGCUAUCCUCAAGAAAUUUGCUUAGCCAAUUAUAAUUGCAACUAUUCUAUUCUACUAUGUCAUUUAUGAUGACUAGGUUAUCGAUAUGAACUCAAUUUACUAAAUAGAGCAAUCAUUCUGGAUAGUGAGAUAAUGCCUGAAUUAGCUUCCUAUUUUACUUUGUCAAUACUUAGACUCUCUGCAAAAUAUUAAGAGAAUUGAAGAUUUUUUAGAUAUUGAAGAAAUUUUACCAUUAGACAAGAGAGCUUUACCUGAUUUUUAACAAAAUCAAAAUAUUGAAGACAAUAGCAGACUAUUAGUCAAUAACUAAAAUAAUAAUCUCCUGCCCAAGAGGGUAAGCUUAAAUUUGUUGGAUAUUGCUAAAAAUAACAUUAUUGUACUCAAAGGCCCUACAGCUUGUGGAAAAAGUUUGUUCCUAAAAUCGUUGUUAGGUGAGUAUAACAAGUCACAAGUAAUUUCAGACAGAAACAUUGCUUAUGUUGGAUAGGAUAACUGGAUGAUGAAUAAAUCAAUCAAAGAAAAUAUUAUUUUAGAUAAUGAAUACAAUGAGGAAUACUUCGACCUUGUAGUUUCUUGUUUUGAUCUUGACAAAGACAUAAAGGACUUUAAUUAAAUCAUCAGCUAGCGCAGUGAUAAUCUCAGUGGAGGCUAAAAGCAAAGAAUCAAUAUUGCUCGUGCAUUCUAUCAAAAUAGCAAGUCUUUGAUUUUAUUGGAUGACAGCUUCAGUGCUUUAGAUAAGAAAGUUAUGAAAAACUGCAUCUACAAUAUUGUUAAGUAUUUUAAAUAAGAUCGUAUCAUAAUAAUUUCAAUAAAUGAAAAUCAAUUCAUUGAGAGACAUGCUGAUAUUCUUGUUAAACUAAAGUAAGACGGUACAUUGGAUGCCAUAGAAUACAACCAAUCCCCAAAACAUGAGGCUAAUAAUAACAGCAUUUUAUCAUCAAAUAAUAGUCUUUAAUCUUCUUUUGAUCUUGCUAGCACUUUAGAUGAUUCAUUCGAAGCUGUCAACAAAAGCAAGCUAACUCAAGUAAAGCUUUAAAAAAGAAACAUAAAAUUCGAUGAAAGCGAGGGAGAUUUAGAGAAAGUGAUACAAAUAAGAAGAAGAAACUCAAUACAGUAAUGCAAAUUCAAGCAAACAUUUGACCUAUUCUAGUAAUACACGAAGGAGGAUAUCUAAGGUAGAAAGUAUUUAGUACUUGCCACUUUGAGUGUUUUUAUCUACAGCAUACUUGAUUUGGCCUAAACUCAAGUAUUAAAAUACUGGGAUAGCAAGUUGUUUUCCUAAAACACAUACAUCUUUACUCUUAUUUUCAUUCUUCUGCUAGAUAAUGCUGGUUAAUGUCUUAGAAAAUACUUCAUUGAUGUACUAUGCCUUGUAUCUUCAAAGAAAAUCCACCAAGAAAUCACUGAUAUAACUCUUAAAUCUCACUAUCAACUCUACAUCAAUCAAACUGUUACACCAUCCAAAAUCUAAGAUAUUCUUUCUAUAUAAAUUUCCAACCUAGACCAUAAGCUCAACCUACAAAUACCAGCAUUCUACUUCUACUUCUUUGGUAUCAUAAUUAAUGUCCUCUUAAGCUUGAUGGGAACAAAAGAACCUUCUAUUUUGAUAGCUAUGUGCACCUAUCUUUAUUUUGGAUACAAAAUAGCCUAAAAGAAUGUAGAGGAUUUAAAGCAAAUCUAAAAGAAAUUGAAAGAAUUAAGCGGACCUCUAAUAAACUAUAGCAAUCAAUGCUUACAAGGUCUUUGCUAUAUUAGAGCCUAUGGAAUCUAAUAGUUUAUCUUAAAUGAAUAUGUUCAUCUAUAGGAAAAUUAAUAAUUGUGGAGAGACAUAUAAAUUAAAAAGAAAUUCUAUCAUGAUCUUUUUAUAAGCUCAUUUGGAUUUAUGUUCAAUCUCUUUUCUUUCUUCUUUACUUUAUAGAGUGAUGACCCUUUAUCAAUAGGUCCAAAAAUUACAUUUGCAAUUAACAUAGACUUUUACAUUAUCAGUUUGGUUAAAUCAAUUAAUGAAAUUUAAGACUCUAUGCAAUCAUAUCAGAAAUGCAAUGAUUUCCUAAAAGAGAUUAAGUCUUUUAACGAUUUGACAAAUUUAUAAUAAGAAGAAUAAAAAAAUAAAAUUUAAACUCCAUCAGACAAUAAAAUAGAGAUUAAAGGAGGACUUAAAUUUGUCAAUUUCACUGCAGAAUAUGUCUAACAGUAAAAAGCCCUAAAAAAUUUGAACAUCAGCAUAUCUCCAGGAGAAAAGGUGUGUAUUGUUGGUAGAACUGGUUCAGGAAAAUCAACAAUCUUGCUAUCUAUCUUAGAUCUUUUAUACCACACUUCAGGAAAAGUGCUAUUUGAUGACAUGGAACUUGGCGGCGGAUAAAUAAGAGAUAACAUAUCUAUCAUAAUGCAAGAUAGUAUCGUAUUUGAAGGCACUGUAAAAUAAAAUAUAGACCCUCUUGACAAAUAUACAAACGAAGAAUUGCUUGACCUCAUCAAGAAACUGGAAUUAGAUGAUAUUCUUACAAUGAAUCAUCUUAGUUUAGACACUCAUCUAGAAGAAUCAGGAAAGAAUCUAUCAUAGGGAGAAAAAUAAGUAAUUUCUCUAGUUAGAGCAUUAAUCUAAUAGAGAAAAAUUAUACUGUUUGAUGAAGCAAACUCAAGUAUUGAUGAAAAAAAUGAAAAUAUCUUAUAGAACUUUUUGUUCAAAACUAAAUCUACCGUUAUAUUUAUUGCUCACAAAAUUACAAAUGUUAUGAACUUCGACAGAGUGAUCUUCCUCAAUUAAGGAGAAAUUCUAGAAUAAGGAAGCCCAAAAGAGUUGCUUGAUAACUCAUAAUCGCAUUUCUAUAGUUUAUAUCACCAUCUUUGA
Tetrahymena thermophila SB210 is the source of this 3561-nucleotide messenger RNA. Its product is annotated as ABC transporter family protein. Gene Ontology annotation, biological process: transmembrane transport. The record is from RefSeq and is a predicted model, not a curated record. Lineage: Eukaryota; Ciliophora; Oligohymenophorea; Hymenostomatida; Tetrahymenidae. Gene Ontology annotation, cellular component: membrane. The transcript has 5 exons. Gene Ontology annotation, molecular function: ATP hydrolysis activity; ABC-type transporter activity; ATP binding.